UGGGGGCGGGGCACGGAACUGCAUUCUCGCGGAACCGAGACGCCCGUCGUCCAGGUGGCGUGGGGGGAGGAGACGGUGAGGGACCAGGCUUGAAGAGACUAGGAGGCGGAGCGAUGGAGCCGCUGCGGGUGCUGGAGCUGUACAGCGGCAUUGGGGGCAUGCACCAGGCACUGAAAGACAGCUGUGUAUCUGCAGAAGUGGUGGCUGCUAUUGAUGUAAACACUAUUGCAAAUGAAGUAUACAAGCAUAACUUUCCUCAUACACAAUUAUGGGCCAAAACUAUUGAGGGAAUUACGCUCCAGGAAUUUAAUCAGCUGUCCUUCAAUAUGAUUUUAAUGAGUCCUCCGUGUCAGCCAUUCACAAGAAUUGGCCUACAAGGAGAUGUGACUGAUCUGAGGACAAAGAGUUUCCUGCACAUUCUUCAUAUUCUCCCAAGGCUGCAAAAAUUACCAAAGUAUAUCCUUUUAGAAAAUGUUAAAGGAUUUGAAGUGUCUUCCACCAGAGACCUUUUUGUGCAAACACUAGAAAGUUGUGGCUUUAAAUACCAAGAAUUUCUAUUAUCUCCAAUGUCCCUUGGUAUUCCAAAUUCCAGACUACGUUACUUUCUUAUUGCAAAACUUCAGUCAGAACCAUUACCUUUUCAAGUUCCUGGUCAGGUAUUAGUCGAAUUUCCUACAGUUGAAUCUGCAAAUUCACAAAGGCACACAAUUACCAUAGAUGUGAGGAAAAACAGUGAAGAGAGGAAAAUGGAACCUAACCCUCACUGUGACGGCAAUACACAGUGUUCUGGAAAAGAGACAUUCCUUUUCAAACUGGAAACUGCAGAAGAAAUAGAGAGAAAACUUCAACAGGACAGUGAUCUCUCUGUUCAGAUGUUAAAAGAUUUUCUUGAGAUUGACGAUGAUAUGAGUCAGUACUUUUUGCCACCAAAGGCCUUGUUACGCUAUGCUCUUCUAUUAGACAUUGUUCAGCCCACUUGUAGGCGAUCGACAUGCUUUACAAAAGGCUAUGGAAGCUAUAUAGAAGGGACUGGAUCUGUCUUGCAAACUGCUGAGGAUGUACAGAUUGAAAAUGUCUACAUGUCUCUUGAAACAUUGUCAGAAGAAGAGAAGCUUAUGAAGUUAUCAAUGCUUAAAUUGCGAUAUUUUACCCCUAGAGAAAUAGCAAAUCUUCAUGGAUUUCCUCCAGAGUUUGGAUUUCCUGAGAAGAUAACAGUGAAACAAUGUUACCGCCUACUUGGGAAUAGUCUUAAUGUACAUGUAGUGUCCAAACUCAUCAAAAUCUUGCUUGGGUAAUGGUGACAUACUUUCAGAUGAUGGUAAUGAUGUUCCCUCAUGUUCAGAAGAGAAUGAUGAAAUUUUUAUUUUAAAAAUUAUUUUGAACAGAUUCAACCACACGGUUAAAUUUCUUUUAGAAAGAAUUUGAAAUUUUAAGUUAUUUAAUGGUCAUUGUAAAAAAUGUUAUCAAUUCAAUUUAGAAAACAUUUAUUUAAGCACUUACUAUAAUCAGAAUUCUUGGCUAGAUAUUGGAUUUCAUUUUCCUUUAAACUUCUCAUUACUAUCUACUCUAUUUUAUAAAAUAAAAGUCAUUGUUACUCAUACUGAGUGUGAAGAAUAUAUGCUAAAUCUAAAUAUGUAAAUGAAAAAUAUAUUCUAAAAAUAUGUCCCUUGAAUAAAUGAAUUAAGAUACAGGUAUCAUAUAGUGACCGUCACACAUUUAGGACCAUUGAUCUAUUCUAAAUAAAAAGACUUCUGUUCUUUUGAUGAAUUUUUUUGAUGAAUUUUUUUGAUGAAUAGUUCAUCAGGUUAUGUGGGAAGAUCUUUUUAAAAUGUGUUUAACAAUGUAAUUGAUAAAUUACUUAUUUUUGUAUGCUAAAUAAAGAUUAGUUGUUUUAAUGUUU
This is a messenger RNA of Trichosurus vulpecula (common brushtail), 1900 nucleotides long. RefSeq names its product tRNA aspartic acid methyltransferase 1 (gene TRDMT1). Gene Ontology annotation, molecular function: methyltransferase activity. Bases 114 to 1295 code for a protein of 393 amino acids. The record is from RefSeq and is a predicted model, not a curated record. Lineage: Eukaryota; Metazoa; Chordata; Mammalia; Diprotodontia; Phalangeridae. The transcript has 11 exons.